AUGGAAAGCAAUAUCAAGAUCAGUCUUGUCGACAAGACCGCUCCCCGUCGUCCGUCGGACGAUGCGCUGGCGCAAUCGCACACCGCAACAACAGACCUCUCUCGGAAUAUCUCGAGGAAGUUCACCCGGGCAUCUAUACGAAGCGAGCUCGCCAAGCGCAAGUAUGCCAAAUGGCAGCCGGACCGUCUGGGUCUUACCGACGAUGAGGACAAUUCCGACCGCAGACUGUCCGAAGGGCGCGACCUGUUCACGACCGAGACGCGAACGGACACACUGGCAGGGGAGAGUCACUUGGCGGCGGGCCCCUCGUGGUCGCAGAGCUCUCCGGAGGACCAGCACAAUGUCGACUCGUCGGACGUCGACCAGCAGGGCGUCCGAGAUCACGAACAUGACGGCCACAACCACCCCAAGCUAUCGGGGCUGAAACCCGGCACCGAGCUGGACAUCCUGUACGAGAACCAACGGGGUUGGUUCUUCUUCGGCAUCCCCCUCUAUUCGCACAGCUCGCUGCUCAACUUCGACCCGGCAGCCUGGACGACGCCCGACGGUCGGGACAGUGCCGUCGACAUCACGAAAGCGCAGCUCCCGGACCCCAGCUGGGAGUGGGUCUGGAAGACCUGGUACGUGGACAUGUCCGGGGAUGUGGAUGAUCAGGGCUGGCAGUACUCCUUCUCGUUCGGCUCGUCGGCCUGGCAUGGGUCGCAUCCCUGGUAUCAUUCGUACGUGCGCCGUCGCCGAUGGGUCCGACUCCGAGUGAAGCGCGUGUCGGAGCGCAGUCGUCGGGGCCGGUCGGGUCUGGAGGUGGCGCACAUGCUUAACGAGGACUAUUUCACGAUCCACUCGGGGAAGGCGAAGACGAGGGCGCCGAGCACGGAUGGCCUGUCGCGCGCCACGUCCGGAUAUCUCAGUCGCGCGGCUACGAAGGUAGAGGAGGAGGUGCCAGUGGAGGAGAUCGCCAAUAUCCCGGCCUUGAUGCAUGCGUUGCGAGUGGCCAGAGUCGAUCGGGAGAAGAUGGACGCUCUGGAGCAGUUUAUGCAGGAGGGUGGGGACGAGCUCUUUUAUUUGGAUGGAAAGAUCCCGGAGAUCAUGUCUAUGUUUGUCUUCCAGGCUUCUCGGUGGCAGUACUUCACCCGCUUAUCCGAUGUCGUCGAGGAGCUGUCUCAGAGUAGCUCUGAAGCAAGUGGAAAGGAGGCAGCGGAGCUCCAGCGUAAACGCGAUCACCUUCAGAAAGCUGCAGAUGUAGCCCGGCGUCAUCUCACGGGGCCUGAAGUGCUGCAUUUCGAUAACCGGCACCUGGAGGCGGGGAUGCUGGACCUGACUCCAGCCCCGAAGAGAGGCAGUUUGUUGUCGAAGUACUCCGGCAAAGUCUCAUUCCGUCCUAUGGAUGACGGGGGUGAAAUCAAAGGAAUCCCCCAAGCAGCUGAAGUAGGGCGUGAGGGCCAUAUUUACCAGGUCAGUCCCUACGGGCUCUCGUCAAUGCUUUCACGCAGUCGGCCAUAUCUCACGAGGCGCAGAUUACCUGCUGUCCUGGACCACGUCGCGACUGCCCCCGAUGAGCCACUCCUCUUUCUUUACCCAUCCUGGUUUACGUCUCUGCCCGCGCAUCGGGGGUCGGCCUUGACAAGAAACCCCGCUCUUAGUUUAUCCAGACAAUAUCAUCGCCCUAGCAAACGUGGACCCAAUGCCCCCCGACUCUCCCCGCAGUCCUCGACCGGAAAUUAUUCGUCUAGACAAAUAACCUCUUCUUCCAUUGCCGUCGGAAGACGUGGCUUGGACAAGGAAGCCACAAAGCCUCAAGCAAAGCCUCAAGCUUCACGGACGUCGCCCCUUCCUCAACCGACGUCCGACAACACUUCGAGAUGGACGCCACCGCGGGUAAGAAGUCUUGCCGCGCUGUCUUCGAUCUCGCCCCGCGACAAAAAGAAACUACAACACCGACAAUCCGAACUCGACAACACGCGCAAAAACCAACAGAAAACGAUAGAGCGACGGUGGAAGGACCAGGCUGCGGUUUACGAGAGGAUGCUCCGGAUGAAUCGAGCAAUUCCGGCAAACGCUCCGUUGAAGUCCAACCAGCUGGAGCUAUAUCUAAGGGAGGAGACGAUAGCCGAAUUCGCCGGCUUGGUGUCGAGGGGCGAGAACAUUUUCUAUCGCCAUGUGUAUCACGGGUGCAAGGUGCAUGUUAAGCCGCUGUCGGAGAGCGUCGGGAUGUGUCGCCGGGUGAUCUUGGAGGGUCGACCGGCGGCCGUGGAGGAGGUCAAGAAAGAAAUGCUGGAGAUCGGGACCCUACAAGAUGAAUAUGAUCCGGUCGUCGACAUGCGUAAGCCGGUGGUUCCCAUCUACCCUCGGGUUGACCGACGGAUACACAAAGACAUACCCUUGGUUCGGGGCACGUGGGAUAUGCCCAAGGAUCCCACGGAGUUCACUGUGGAUCAGAUUAUCCGCCAGGGAGAGCUCCUAGCUACUGUGAGGGACUUUACGCACCACGUGGAGGAUCUCAUUACGUCUUGGCCCAACUCCAGGGAGCAGCCGGGUAAGCACGGUGCGGAUGUGGCCGAUGCUCUCGAGACGCUUUUCCUGAAAAGUGCCCACACAGAAUUGACAUCAACAGCGUCGUUGAAUCAAGCCCUGUCGUUCUUGCUAGAGCGCAAGCAGUAUUGGAUCGCACACCAGAUUUUCCACUCCGCGAAACAUGUUGCAACCGUGGAAACCUUCAACAUGAUGCUCAGGUCGACGGCCCUCGAGCAGAACCUGAAGCGGUUCAGGAACCUCUUGCAUGGUAUGGAAAAUCUGGGCAUCCGCGCAGAUGUCGAGACCUGGCUUGCUUAUGCUGACUGCUUUGUUUCUCCAACCAAGAAGAUGGCAGUAGUGAACAGUCUACGGCAGCGAGGGAUGCUGCAGGAGACCACGCUGCAGCGGACAGCGUUGCGCGCGGUGUUACACGACUUACUGGUGGAGCAUCUCCAUAACGGCGGCGACAUAAACUCUUUUCUGGAAAAGAUAGCCCGGGACUGGGACAGCACGAUGUGGAGCCCGAGUAUGGUCAACCAGAUGAUGUGCGCCGUCAUGCGAGUGAAUCAUCUGAAGGCGAGAGAUCAGCUGUUCCAAUUCUGCAGGCAGAAUGGCUUACGUAUCGAGCCUUACACUUUUUAUCUUCUCGUGGGCACAUGCAACAAGGGCAACAUCCUUCAGGCCCUGCAAUACAUGUACCAGACCAUGGAGGAUCCGGCGCGAGAACUCAACGUCGCCGGCUGGACGCGACUCUUCCUACACGCAUGGCACGGCGGAUACUACAACAUUUGCCGUGUGCUAUGGCGGUAUGCCUGCAUGAGAGGACAUGCGGCUUCACGCAUUGCCGAGCGAGUCUAUGAAUCCCUGCUGCACGAAGCUGGCCCGGAGACAACCUUCCGUAGGGCUGUCGCGGCGCGGCUCAUCCUCGGAAUCGAUCUGGGGUCGCCCAGGCCAACCUCGGGCGGGAGGUUUUAUAAGCUCAAAGGCUUGCCGGCCGAAUAUUCCGCAGACCCGGUGAAGUAUCUGUGCAUCCAGGUUGAUCCCACGGAGCGGAAUAACCAGCUGAACGUCAGCGAGGCGAUCCUUGCUCGCGAUAUGGAUGUGGCACGAUUCUACAAACCUCAGGUAUCACUUCGGGCGAUGCUCGACGCUGCGACUAUUGUGGAUCUCGAAUGGAAGGAACUGGCUCGCGAGAAGGCUUUCGCUCGCGAGGAGCCUCUGACCCUCGAAUGGAUGCGCGACAACAUCAUCCAGGUUAAAUUACUCCCGCAUGACCGCCAGGACGAGAAGAAAAAGAGGCAGAAGCAGCAGCAGCAGCGGUGGCGGCGGCGGUGA
Messenger RNA from Aspergillus brunneoviolaceus CBS 621.78, 3846 nucleotides. RefSeq lists its product as uncharacterized. Bases 1 to 3846 code for a protein of 1281 amino acids. The transcript has 3 exons. The record is from RefSeq and is a predicted model, not a curated record. Gene Ontology annotation, cellular component: membrane. Lineage: Eukaryota; Fungi; Ascomycota; Eurotiomycetes; Eurotiales; Aspergillaceae. Gene Ontology annotation, molecular function: protein binding.